This is a messenger RNA of Glycine soja, 933 nucleotides long. RefSeq names its product DNA-directed RNA polymerase III subunit RPC10-like. Gene Ontology annotation, biological process: termination of RNA polymerase III transcription; DNA-templated transcription. The record is from RefSeq and is a predicted model, not a curated record. Gene Ontology annotation, molecular function: nucleic acid binding; zinc ion binding; DNA-directed RNA polymerase activity. NCBI's taxonomy places the organism in Eukaryota, Viridiplantae, Streptophyta, Magnoliopsida, Fabales, Fabaceae. Bases 281 to 616 code for a protein of 111 amino acids. The transcript is spliced from 4 exons. Gene Ontology annotation, cellular component: RNA polymerase III complex.
GAUGCACCAAAUGUCGCGAUUUAUUUCACUUGCUCAAAACGUCUGAGCCCGUCUCACCCUCCACGCAGCAUUUCCCUGCUUAAACCCUCCAGCAGCCUCCAAACAAAAACCCUAAUUCACUAACCCCAUUUCAAAUCCCAAUCACGUUUCCGAUCAAUCAUCACCUUCUCCAUAAUCUCUCCGUUCGCGUCGCAAAUCGAGCGAGAUAGUGUCGAGUCGAACCAACGAUCGAGAAGGUAAAAGCGUUCCAAAAAUACCAUCGAGGAUAACGAUAUAGAAGAUGGAGUUUUGCCCCAGUUGUGGUAACAUGCUACAGUAUGAAUUGCCUUAUAUGGGUCGCCCUUCAAGAUUUUUUUGUUCUGCUUGCCCAUAUGUUUGCCACAUUGAGAAUAGGGUUGAGAUCAAAAGAAAGCAAAGGUUGGUGAGAAAAGAGAUAGAGCCUAUAUUCUCCGAGGAUGACAUGACAAAUGCACCAUCAACUGAAGCGACGUGCCCAUUUUGCGGUCAUGGUAAAGCUGCUUUCAAAGAAUUUCAGACUCGAUCGGCUGAUGAGCCAGCAACUCUAUUUUAUAAGUGCUUGAACAAUGACUGUAAAAAACAAUGGCGUGAAGGUUGACUUCAAACAUGGCCUUAUAUUUCUUCAUUUUGCUGAGGAUAGAAAAGCUUUUGUUGUAAUUGGGCCAAUAUGACAGCUAAGAGUGUUUGGAUAGUUUUUACAUUUUCGCUGACAAUAAUCUAAGUGAUACAUUUUUUUUUUCUUUCUUUAUUACUAUCGAAGUUUGUUUUAGGGAUUAGAAAAUUGAGAUGGUAAGCAUUCCUCGUGUUUCAUACGAAAGAUUCCAAAUUGCCCAUUAGACAAAAGUUAAUAUGGUUGUUAUUUCCUGUUGUAAUUGUAAUAUGCUCAAUUUACUCGGGUAUUUCAUAUUGUUUUAA